AUGCGGACCAUUGAUGACGUAGCAAUUGUUGACGAGGACGGCACAACCACCCCCACCACCACCGCCACCAAAGAGUCCGAGCAAAAGUUGGAGGACAAUUUCAACGCGUUCACGACGUUGAAAGCCGUAGAUCUAGCGAGGCCGUUGCGGGAGGUGCAGAUCCCGUACAAGAUCCACAUCGUGAAGGACCACAAUAUGAGGGAGAGGCUGUGUUUGGAGGUCGAGAGGUUGGGGCUCAACGCCGUCAUCAUGGGGAGCAGGGGAUUUGGUGCGGCACGAGGCGACAGCGACGGUAAGCUCAAUAGCGUCAGCGAUUACUGCGUCCACCACUGUGUCUAUCCUGUCGUCAUGGUGCGAUAUCCGGACGACGGCGAUGGUGACGUGCAAGCCGUGGUUGACGCUAAGGAAGAGGAUGGGGAGGAGGAGAAGAACAAUCGGAAAGGUUAG
Molecule: messenger RNA, 447 nt
Organism: Carya illinoinensis
Lineage: Eukaryota; Viridiplantae; Streptophyta; Magnoliopsida; Fagales; Juglandaceae
Product: universal stress protein PHOS32-like
Exons: 2
Coding region: 1-447 (148 amino acids)
Source: RefSeq, a predicted model, not a curated record